UUGAUGUUCUGCAAAUAUGUGAAAGUAAACUUCCUCGUUGGGAACGAGUGGAGCCGUCCCACCAUUGUUGCCACCAAUGAGCUGUAAACCGCACUAAAACCCACAAUACACCCACUCAACGCCGACGCAGCACCAUCUUAUAAAUUAAAGAGAAAUGGCUCCUCCACAAUCUCACACUACUUCGAACAAGUGAGUGAUCAAACCCCGCAAAACUCAAAAAGCUCUCACUAUAUACUAGCUAACACCAACAGCAUGCGCAAACUACCGCCAACAGUCACCGUUCCCCCUCUGGUCCUCUUUCUCCUCCUCAUCUUUAUAAUCCCCUUCACGACUCCGAGCCCCCCGCCGAAUCCGGUGACGUGCACGUCGGCCUCGGGAUGCACCGUGACGAACUCUUACGGCACGUUCCCCGACCGGUCGACCUGCCGCGCGGGCGCCGCCGCGUAUCCGGCCAGCGAGCAGGAGCUGAUCGCAGCGGUGGCCAACGCCACCGCCGCCGGGCGGAAGAUGCGCGUCGCGACGCGGUACUCCCACAGCAUUCCCAAGCUGGUAUGCCCGGGAGACGGCGACGACGAUAAUGGGCUGAUCGUAAGUACGCAGUAUCUGAAUCGGAUCGUGUCGGCGGAUCCGAUGCAUUUGGAGAUGACGGUGGAGGGAGGGGCGACGCUGAAGGAGCUGAUCGGCGCGGCGGCGGAGGCGGGGAUGGCGCUGCCGUAUGCGCCGUACUGGUGGGGGUUGACGGUCGGGGGAAUGCUGUCGACGGGGGCGCACGGCAGCUCGCUGCGGGGGAAGGGGAGCGCCCUGCACGAGUACGUCGUUGCGAUGCGGAUCGUCGCGCCGGCGCCAGCCGCAGAGGGAUACGCCAAGGUGCGUCAGCUGGGGCCCGGCCACCCGGACUUGGAUGCAGCAAAGGUCUCCCUCGGAGUGCUUGGAAUCAUUUCUCAGGUAACAUUAAAACUGCAGCCCUUGUUCAAGAGAUCAGUAACCUUCGCCAAGUACGGCGACGCAGACUUAGCCGACCGAGCCGUCACCUUCGGCAACCAGCACGAGUUCGCCGACAUGGCCUGGUACCCGGGCCAAGGCAAAGUCAUCUACCGCAUCGAUGAUCGUGUGCCCGACAACGUGUCCGGCAACGGCGUCUUCAACUUCGUCGGGUUCCGAUCAACGGCAACUUUGCUGCUGGCCACCAACAGAUUGGCAGAGGAGGGCCUGGAAGCCACGGGCAACGCGGGCGGCAGGUGCCAGUACUCGAGGCUGACGACGUCGGCGAUCGCCAUUGACGGCUACGGCCUGACCAACAACGGCCUGCUGUUCACGGGCUACCCAGUCGUCGGCUUCCAGAACAAAAUCCAGUCCUCGGGGGGCUGCCUCGACGGCCCCGACGACGCCCUCCUGACGGCCUGCCCGUGGGACCCGCGCGUGAGGGGCGAGUUCUUCCACCAGACCACCGUCAGCAUCCCUCUGUCCGAAGCCAAAGACUUCAUCCUCGACGUCCAGAAGCUCCGCGACCUCAACGCGGAGGCCUUCUGCGGCGUCGAGCUCUACAACGGCAUCCUCAUGCGCUACGUCAAGUCCUCCUCCGCCUACCUGGGCAAGCAAGACGACUGCCUCGACUUCGACAUCACGUACUACCGCAGCCACGACCCGGCGGUGCCGCGGCUCUACGAGGACGUCCUGGAGGAGGUGGAGCAGAUGGCGCUCUUCAAGUACGGCGGGAUGCCGCACUGGGGCAAGAACCGGAACGUCGCGUUCGACGGCGUGAUCGCCAAGUACCCGAAGAUCGGCGAGUUUUUGAGGGUGAAAAACGAGUAUGAUCCGCAGGGGCUGUUCUCGAGCGAGUGGACGGAUCAAGUGCUCGGGAUUAAGGGGAGAGCGAGCAUAUACAAGCAAGGAUGCGCGUUAGAAGGGCUGUGUAUAUGCUCAGAGGACGCGCAUUGCGCCCCGGAUAGAGGGUAUUAUUGCAGGCCCGGGAAAGUGUACAAGGACGCAAGAGUGUGCACAAAAUCUGGGUAAGUACGUACGUUCGUAGUCAUGUACGUGCUUGGAAGAUACAUAAAUAGAUUGCUUCCUUUUACAGGAUAACAUAAGAAAAUAAGAAAAAUGUUUGCUGUAAUCCCAAAAUAUAAUGAUUCUUUUAAAAUUUUUGAAAUAAUUUCAUGAA
Molecule: messenger RNA, 2161 nt
Organism: Ananas comosus (pineapple)
Lineage: Eukaryota; Viridiplantae; Streptophyta; Magnoliopsida; Poales; Bromeliaceae
Product: L-gulonolactone oxidase 2-like
Exons: 3
Coding region: 253-2013 (586 amino acids)
Cellular component (GO): membrane
Molecular function (GO): D-arabinono-1,4-lactone oxidase activity; FAD binding
Source: RefSeq, a predicted model, not a curated record